AUAAACGUCAAUUUCAGUUGAGAAUAGUUUUUUUUACUGUUCAUUAACGAAAAUUAAUCUUUACAUCAGUUUGUGGUAGACAAUAAGGUAGAGGCUGGCUCAUUGGAUGUGAUCACCUACGUUUGAGGAAAUUCACCUCCUCUAAGUUCAUAAUUAUAUGCAAAAUGUGAUCUACUGCAAAUGUAACAUCAUUAUUCGAGGAUCUGGCAAUGGUCAUCCAAAUAAAAAAUAUUAUUGAUAGAACUCCUACGUUCACAAUGAUUGAGUUUUGUGGUGUAGCCUAUAGUGAAACCAUUGAAUGCUCAUAACUUUUUACCUCAGCCGAAUUUGGAAAAAAGGAAUUCUGUUUUUAUUAUGAUUCAUCGGACGGAGAAUUGAAUUGAUAAUCAGAGUAUCGAAGAAGACGGACGACAACAACAUGCAGCACACUUCGGGAUCGCCGCAGCAGUUCUGCUUGAGAUGGAACAAUUACCAGUCGAAUCUGACGAACGUGUUCGAUCAGCUUCUGCAGAGUGAGUCUUUCGUCGAUGUCACCUUGGCUUGCGAUGGACACUCGAUGAAAUGCCACAAGAUGGUCUUGUCCGCUUGUAGCCCUUACUUCCAGUCGUUGUUUUUCGAGAAUCCCUGCCAGCAUCCGAUCGUGAUUAUGAGGGAUAUCAAGUGGCCCGAGCUCAAGGCGGCCGUCGAGUUUAUGUACAAGGGCGAGAUCAACGUUUCGCAGGAACAGAUCGGACCUUUGCUCCGGGUUGCGGAGUCCCUCAAAAUCAGAGGAUUGGCCGAUGUAAACGGCGAGCAGGAUACGGUGACGACGGCCGCUGGCGAGAUAACCACGAAGCCGUCGCCGAUAAAGCAGCUGUCGACGACGUCCAUCCCGAUGACGCCUAAUUCGAACAGCGGGAUGGACUGGGAUGCUGCCGGGAACAGUCAUCCUGCGAAGAAGCGUCGCCGUUCCGGCGAAAGGAGCAGCAUCAGCAGUCCUGGCGAGAGCGCGGCUAGCACCACGGCGGAGAUACCUGAUCCUCCGCUGUCGGUGGAGAUGUCGCCCGCGCCUUCGGCCACCCCCUUGCCUCCCUCGAGCUCCGCGGAGCCUCUCUCGUUGAAUUUACCCUUGCCGUCGCACGUGCCGCACAUGCCUUCGACUGACGAUAUGGAGAUCAAACCUGGUAUUGCAGAGAUGAUACGCGAGGAAGAACGGGCUAAGCUUUUGGAAUCUUCUCAUGCUUGGCUCGGAGCUUCCACUUCUUCGAUAGCCGCAGAUAGCUAUCAGUACCAACUGCAAUCCAUGUGGCAGAAAUGCUGGAACACAAAUCAGAGCCUUGUUCACCACUUGCGCUUCAGAGAAAGAGGACCGCUGAAGUCUUGGAGACCGGAGACUAUGGCUGAAGCAAUAUUCUCGGUAUUGAAGGAAGGUUUAUCGCUUUCUCAAGCCGCAAGAAAAUAUGACAUUCCUUAUCCAACCUUUGUCCUCUACGCCAACCGAGUUCACAAUAUGUUAGGACCCUCUGCAGAUGGUGGAUCAGGUAAUCUCAGACCUAAAGGUCGAGGACGACCACAGCGUAUCCUCUUAGGAAUAUGGCCGGAUGAACACAUAAGGGGUGUUAUAAGGGCAGUUGUUUUCAGAGACUCUCAUCAUAUCAAGGAGGAACAACAAAUUCAUUACCCCAGAAUCCAUGAUUCCGUCAGUAAUGUUAAUACGUCUAGCGUGAAUACCGCUGGAGCAACAGCUAAUAUCCAAAACUUCUCCAACUCAUCCUGUAACGAUGGUUCGGAUCCUAACGUAUCUCCAGCCGCUGCAGCUGCUGCUGUAGCAGCAGUAGCCCAAGGUCUACGACAGCAAAUGUGCAGUAUGGUAGCAGCAGCUAACCAUAGUUCUGCCCACGAAACCAAUCCCGUGGCGAGUUUGGUGAACUCGCUCGCUUUCGGUAACGCCUGUAACAAUAUGCAGAACAACGGUUCACUUCCAAUGGGCAUGAUGCCCUCAAUGAGUCACAUUACUUCUUUGCGGAGUAUAAGUAGUCCUGCAGGAUGCAUACAGGACCUCAGGAUAAGUCCUUCAGAAUCCGCUCUUGAAAGUCCAAUAUCUUCCCCACUAGGCCUAUCAGUUCCCAGUUCUAUGGAACAGACCAUGAACCUAUCCCUGUCCCACAACAUGAACACUACUAGUGCUGCGGGUGUGACGGGUAUGACGUAUAAAUCAUCUAGGCCGUACUCGUCUCCGAGACCUGAAAACCUCUUCCAAGAAGAUAUAAAUGAUCUGGUAAAACCAAUCAAUUCUUCCACCCCUAACUCGAGAGAGUCCAUGCCUAUCAAACUGGAACCAAUGACAGAAUGUCGAGGCGAAUGAGAGAGUACCAUGAUCGAGUACAAUGUGAUAAAUUCUCAUUAGUUAAAGCAGUUGAUUGUAAAAUAAGGCACAUUUAAUUCUUCCUAGCUUUACAGCAGCAUCAAAACAAAAAAAGAAAAAACCAGGUGUUAAAGGAAAUGAGUUCUACAAACUUUUAUAGUUGCUUCCGUGUAAUAGAACAAAAAAUUCACUAAAAUUGACAAUCCAAACAUAUUUUACCACAAAAUUUAUGAAAAUAAUCCAUUAUGAAAUCGAAAAUUAUGAAGAGGUAUAAAUUUCCUUACACCCUAUUUUCUUUUUUUGUUGUGGUGGUUGUUAAUAUGGAAAAAUUAUUGUUUCUUAACUUGAAAAAUUUUAUUAUUGGACUAUUUUGUAUAAAUUUAUUGAAAAUUAAGCCAAAGUUUCGGCCAGUUUAUUAAAAGACUGUUAUAUAUGUAUACUGUUCUCUGAAAUUCAAAAUUGAAAUGGAUUUUUCACGUUAAAAUGUACUUUUGGAAAAAAUGAUAUGUUUAAUGACAUUCCCACAUUCGCUUAUCGACAAUCUGCCUCGGAUAGAAUCUAUACAAUUUAAUGAGAGUGGUCCUUAAUUUUUUUAUGCUUGGAUCUUGUAUAAUUGACUAUUUAUUCUACAGUUUGUACAUAUUCUACCUUCCAAAUCCUUGCUCUUUCGUUGAAUAUAAUUAUUGAGAAUCUAGCAUUUGGAACUGCAUAUUAAUAUAAUUACAUUUCCAUAUACAUAAAUCUCUUUGUGUUAUAAAAAUUGAAUCAAAAAGUUAGAAAAAAAAUCAUAAAUAUUUCAAAUGAAAACAUUAUACAAACUGUAGAAUGCUGUUUAAAAUAUUAGUGUCCUGAGAUGGAAAUUUUUUUUCAGAUCAUUCCAAAAAAAUUCAGUUGAAUAUGAUAUUACUAUCAUUUUUCAUUACCUUGAUCUAAUUUUCCAUUGAAAAUACACAAAUAUGUAACCACUCUUUUUUUUGUGCAAUAAUGUUUUCCUUCUCAUUCUGUUUGUUAUAUGGUCAGUGAUUAUCAGUAUUUCAUAGGUCAACUGGUCUUCUUUAUUUAUUUAUUUAUGUAUAAAUAAUAAUGUGUACAAUAUGAAUAAAAUACAUAGAUUUAUAAGUUAGUUAUGCCAUGAAGCUGAGUUGAUAUGAACUCGAUAUUAUAUUCUAAUUUAACUGAUGAUAAAGAAUAAUCAAAAAUUAUUUCACCACAUUCUCCUGAAAUCUGCAAAUGUGCAAUCAUUUUGAUCAUAUAUUUCAAUUCUUCUCUUUGAUAUAUUUUUAUAGAAAAAAAGUAUUUUAUUUUUGAAUUAUGUAGCUGAAUUGUUUUUUAUUUUUGAACUUCAGCGUUUUUUGAUAUGGAUUUUUUUAAUUCAAUAAUUAUUUGAAUUUAUCAUUAUAUCUUAAAUGAAACUUUUAUUUACCAUAUUUUUUUAUAUAAAGGAACUUGUAGAGGCUUCCAUUUAUGUAUAUGUACUAUUCAAGUGGGAUUCUUGAUAGUUAUAUAAUUGAAAAAUAUGAUCAAAUAUAUUGCUAAUAUAGUUUUAGUUGGUAUUAAACCUAAUAGUACAGAAAUGCCAAACAAAUGUAAGUAUGUAUUAAUUAUCGAAAUACAAGUAGCUACAGUUAUUCAAAUAGUGAGUAUAAAUGUUGUGUAUGUAUCAGAAUUUAGUGCAACCUCAAAGAACAAUUAAGAUAGAUCCGUUGUUUACAUAAAAAUAGAACUAAAAACAGUUCCCUUAUGAAUCUUACAAGUAGCACAUAAUUUUACCAUACUGAACAUCAUUUAGGACAUAGUUAACAUAGAUUCUUCAAUUGUGUAGGACACCCACCAUAUCGAUAUUAAUUACGGUUUGAUAUUUUCAGAAGGCUUUCAAUAAAAAUAGCCUGAAAAAAAUAUCAGUUUCUCAGAAAUUCUUUUUUUAUUUUUUCAUCCUUAAAUUAUUAUUUAAUCAAUUAAAGUAAUUGUUAACGCAAUUUCAAAAAUACCUGACAACAAUGUACUUAUUGUGCUAAAUUAAUAAAUAAUAUUUCGUUGUAACUUUCAGAUCCCUAAAAUUUAAUUUUGGCCUGCAUAAUUGAUGAACUGUUGAGAGUAAGACAUUAAAAAUUAUCCUUUUUAUUCUUCGUCUUUCAACAAUUAUUAUGUUCAAUAUUAGUGAAGAUUCAGUUUCUUUUGUAAAUUUAUCAUUUCAUAUAAUCUUCUAGAUGAACCCAAUGAGCCAAGAAAGAUAUUUUUGUGAUUUGUUUAGAUUAUAGAAUAAUAAUGUACAAAAUUUAUAUCUUGUGAAUGUAAAAGAAAUCACCAUUAUUGAAAAAAAAAAAAGUAAAUGGAAUUAUAUUGCCUUCCUGCCAUUUAUGGGUCUACCAGAUUGUUUGACUUCAUGAAUGUUGAGACGUGAUAGAUAUUUUUCAAAAGUGGCCUUCGAACUUUUAUUAUUUCAUGUUAUUUUUGUAUAUUUGGGAAAAUUUAUCUCGAAAAUUCUAUUCUUUUUCUUUGGUGAUUCAGUUAAAACCAAAAAUUUAUACCAAUAUUAUGCAAUAUUUAAAAGCGAAUGAAUCAGUUGUGAAAUGAAAUCUAUUUAUAAAA
Molecule: messenger RNA, 4933 nt
Organism: Harmonia axyridis
Lineage: Eukaryota; Metazoa; Arthropoda; Insecta; Coleoptera; Coccinellidae
Product: protein bric-a-brac 1-like
Exons: 7
Coding region: 419-2344 (641 amino acids)
Biological process (GO): regulation of transcription by RNA polymerase II
Cellular component (GO): nucleus
Molecular function (GO): protein binding; DNA binding
Source: RefSeq, a predicted model, not a curated record